AUGGCUGAGUCCUCCACAAACUCCCUUGGCCUUGACUUCAACAAUCUUUCCAUUAAAGAGACAGCUGAACCUCCUCAGACUGAUGCAGAUGAGUCACAGGCGCUAGAAAAUCAGUCAGCAGAUGUAGAAUCAAAGGACGUGAAGGAGAAAAAGAAGCCUUAUGUGAACCCUGAGCGCGUCAAGACGGGUGGAGCACAGAGGGAAAAACUCAGUGAAGAAGCGCUUGCUGAACGGAUGCAGCGUAUCAAGGAGCAGAACGAGAAAAUCAAACAACGCAGAAUUGACGUACAAGCGGACGAAGACGCGUUCAAGAAGACCCAGGAAGCCGACCGUGUGCGUCAAGCCUACCAGCGCAAAGUGCAGGAGGGCGUUGACCGCACCCGUGAGCAGAAUGCUCGGAGAAAACUGGACAAGAUUCAAAACCGUGAAUGGGACUCUGGAAAGUCCCCAGCUGACUGGAAACAGGCGAGGAACCCUGCAACAGCUGAUGGAUCUGCAGCAGCUCCAAGUGUCUCGCCGUCUGAACACAGGGGAGGGAGAGGACGAGGAAGUGGCAGAGGAGGUUCAUCGAGAGGGCGCGGGCGCGGACGUGGAGGUCCAUCUGCAGCUGGAUUUUCCAGCCCGGCCAAUGACACUCAGGUUGCUGAUACCACUUCAACCACCAACGAGGCUACCCCCGCCGCGUCUGGGGAACCCGAGGCAGUUGGAAUUGCUUCAUGA
Messenger RNA from Suillus clintonianus, 720 nucleotides. RefSeq lists its product as uncharacterized. The record is from RefSeq and is a predicted model, not a curated record. The transcript is spliced from 3 exons. Bases 1 to 720 code for a protein of 239 amino acids. NCBI's taxonomy places the organism in Eukaryota, Fungi, Basidiomycota, Agaricomycetes, Boletales, Suillaceae.